Messenger RNA from Porites lobata, 1222 nucleotides. The record is from the annotation of a GenBank genome assembly. NCBI's taxonomy places the organism in Eukaryota, Metazoa, Cnidaria, Anthozoa, Scleractinia, Poritidae.
AAAAAAUAAAUUGACCAUGACAUGCGACGAUCUGCUGUCUGUCACGACAACAAUCCAAUGAAAGGCGAUAUGCUGUUGCUAAAUUUAGUGACAUCAGUUUAUGAGUGAACUUGGUCACGUGGGAGAUAAUACUUAACGCAACAAGGUUUCAGUGCAUUCCUAUCUGUUAGUGCUGGUACCUUUAGUAGUGUCAUAGCCUUCUUGUAGGCACGGACGGCAGCAAAAUGAGCAAAAAGCCCGAUGAAGGAAUCCUUAAAGAGAUAUUUCAACUCUACGAUACAACGGGAGGGGACAAGAUAGAAGUCAACCAACUCGGACAAGUUCUUAGAGCGGCGGGCUUAAACCCAACACAGAGUGAAGUCCACAAAGUAGAACGCGAUGUGGGCAAGGCAACCGUCUCUUUCGAGGAAUUUUUGCCCAUCUACAACUCUGUCGCUCAGCACAUGGCAAGUGUGACAAGCAAGGCCACCCCCGAGCAAGUCGUGGAUUGUUUUAAGCAUUUUGACCGAGAAGGAGGCGGUUCUAUUUCUUCUAGUAUGUUACGGCAUGUUCUUACUUCCCUGGGAGAGAAGCUCACGGACGAGGAGUUUGACUUGCUAACUACGGGGCAUGUAAGCUCAAAAGGCGAAAUCAAUUACGAAGUAUUUGUGCCAGCAAUAAUGGCCAAUGCUGACUACUAAUGGAACGUCUAUUUGAGAUAUACACUUUGAACAACAAUGGAUUUUUACUGACUUGAUACUACAAUGUAGUUAACGAUACUGUCUUUAUAUUGAAAGGCAAUAUAGGGUUGAAAUAGUUGGAAAUAUUGACUUCAUUGACACGCAUUGUUGACCUUAUCAUUAAUUAGCAAAGUCUAUUCCUUUUUUGUCCCUUCACUAGUAAUUUCAUCCUAAUUUUUUUCAAAAUCUAAAUGUCAAACGUUUUUUCUCUGUCCAAUUUACUCUUUUCUGUCUGGGUUUUGAAAGACUGGUAUGGCCUGAAGGAAGUCAAAGAAUGUCGCGUUAUUAAGAGCAAAGACUAUGUUGACGACAGCUUAAAGUAUACAUUGAUCUUUCAAGUCUUUAAACACAAAUUAACAUAUGGCAGCAUGAGAUAAAAAGAGAGAUCGAAAGUUUUUUAACCAUAAACCUCCAUUGUUUUGUAUUGCUAUGCUGUUAUGUCUGUCAUUGUCGGCGCGCGUGCGACUGUUGUAUUCAGUACGUAAAACACUUAAUAAUUGUGU